AUGCUAGAAGACCCACUGAAAGAUGGUCCCGACAAAUCCAAAUGGUGCUUGGACGAGUUAUUGAAGAUUCUUGAGUGCAGAAAAACAUUCAAACAAACUGUUCUACCGAUAUUCUAUGAGAUAAAACCAUCAGACGUACGAGAUCAAAAAGGAAGCUUUGGAGAAGCAUUCACUAAACUUGGAAAGAAAAUCAAGGAUGACAUAAAGCUGCUAGAGUAUUGGAAGGAAGCUCUAGAAGAAGUAGCCAAAUUGGCCGGGUUGGAAUAUAUAGCGUUCGGGGAUGAUGAGUCGGAAUUUAUCCAAAACAUCAUUGGGUGGAUCAACUCAAGAAUAGUAAACCAAACACCUCUAAGCGUUGCCAAAUAUCCAAUUGGGAUAGAGUCUCGUAAACAAGAUAUUUAUCAGCAUUUAAGUGUUGAAAAAAAUGAUAUUAUACGUAUUGUAGGGAUAUUCGGAUCCGGUGGAAUUGGUAAGACGACUAUUUCAAAAGAUAUGUAUAACCAGAUUUCCUCUCAAUUUGAAGGAAGUUGUUUCUUGAGUAAUAUUAGAGAAAUUUCAGAACAAGCAGGAGGUUUGAUUCGGCUGCAAAAUACCCUUCUUGUUGAUAUUUUAGGAACAAGUUUGGAUGUUCGUGAUACUGACAAAGGAAUGAAUAUGAUUAAGGACAGACUUUGUUCUAAAAGGGUUCUUCUAAUUCUUGAUGAUGUGGAUGAGUUGGUCCAAAUUGAAAAAUUAGUUGGAGAUCGUAGUUGGUUUGGUUUGGGAAGUAGAAUUAUCGUGACAACAAGAGAUCAACAAUUACUAAAAAUCUCCGAAGUUGAUUUAAUGUACGAGUUGAAGCCCUUGGAUGAAAAUGAAGCUCUUCGGCUCUUUAGCUUGCAUGCUUUCAAGGAAGAUGAACCAUCUGAUGAGUAUGUGGACCUCGCUAAACAAGUAAUACAAUAUGCUAAGGGCCUUCCAUUGGCUUUAGCAGUGCUAGGUUCAGAUCUAAAGGGUAAAAGUACAAAUCAAUGGAAGAGUGCAUUGGAUAAGUAUAAAACCAUUCCCCACAAAAAUAUUCAGAAAGUACUUUUAGUGAGUUAUGAAGGAUUAGAUAAUAAUGAGAAGGAAAUGUUCCUUGAUAUUGCCUUUUUCUUUAAGGGAGAACUUUUGGCUAAUAUCAUGAAAAUAUUUCACAGUUGUGGUUUUUUUCCUGAUGAUGGUAUCGACAGGCUUAAAGACAAGUGUCUUAUUUCUAUUGAAUGUGGAUAUGUUUGGAUGCAUGACUUGCUACAAGAUAUGGGUCGAGAAAUUGUUCGUCUGGAAUCACCCAACGAACCUGGCCAACGUAGUAGAUUGUUUUUCCAUGAAGAUGUCCGUCAUGUGUUGGAAGAAAGCAUGGGCACAAACAAAGUUUCAGGCAUGAUAAUAGAAAUGCCUGAAGGCGAGGACGCGAUAAGCUUGAAUCCUGAAGCAUUUGUACAGAUGAAAAGACUUAAAGUACUUAUCAAUCGUAAUGCAAGUUUUUCAAGUGGACCUUAUUAUCUCUCCAACGAGUUAAGAGUACUUGAUUGGUUUGAAUAUCCGCUACAAUCUUUGCCACCCAAUUUCCAUGGAAAUAAACUCAUUAUCUUUAAAAUGUGUGGUGGCUUCAUCAAGGAGUUAAGCUUCAUCAAGUUUAAGAAUUUGACAAGUAUGUAUUUCAGUGAUUGUAAUUUCUUGACAAAAGUUCCAGAUGUUUCGAACAUCCCAAACUUGAAGGAAUUGAUUGCCAGAAAUUGUACAAAUUUAAUUGAGGUGCAUGAUUCCGUCGGAUCCCUGGGGAAUCUUUUUCUUUUGGUUUUUUGGAAAUGCUCUAACCUCAGAAUUCUUCCAAGAAGCCUCAAGUUGAGAUCUUUAGAUGUACUUGAAUUUGAUGGUUGCUCAAGCCUUCGUAGCUUUCCUGAAAUUGGUUGUGAAAUGAAUUCUUUAACUAGUUUAUAUCUAUCGGGCACUGCAGUGGAAGAACUACCAUUAUCAAUUGGCAAUCUUACUAAACUCGAUGAAUUAUAUCUAGAUAAGUGCAAAAACCUUAAGCGUCUCCCAAUUAACAUUAUUCUUCAGUUGCAACAUUUAAGGAGGGUUGGGAUAUUCGUUGGUUGUACAAAUCUAGUAAAGAAGAUGGGGUCUACAACAAUGGAAGAUGAGAUUUCAUCGAAUGAAGAACAACUCCAAGAAUUGGCGCCUCCAACGAAUUCAAGCAAUGGAAGCAGUGCAUUACAAGUGUUGAAUCAUCAGAAUUGUUUCCAAUCAGAAUCAAAUUUCUUUCCAAUAUCAAGUUUCUUUACCAUGUUUAAUUCUUCGGACACUUUGACUAAUUUAAAUCUACGGGGAAGUGAAUUUGUUAGCCUUCCCACGAGCAUCAAAGGAUUUGUUGCACUUAAACGGCUCAACUUGGAGGAUUGCAAGAAACUUGAAGAAAUCUUAGAACUUCCACCAAAUAUAGAAUUAGUAAAUGUUAGCGGAUGCAAGUCAUUAGAAAAAUUUUCAGAAGUGUCGAGGAUAAUGGAAUUCAAUGGAAGCCACAUUAAAUCGCUAGAUAGAAUUGACUUGAGUGGCUGCGACAAAAUGCAUGAGAAGAUUUGGAAUUAUAAAGUGCCAAAUCCAUUACAGUGGAAGGGACAUUAUAAUGGCACUGUGUUACCGGAAAAUGAGAUUCCAGAGUGCUUCUGGCAUCAGAAAGAAUUUUUAGAAAAUGAAAUUGCCAAGAGAGGGGAUGAUGAUGUCCAAUUGAUAAGAAAUGAAGAAUGUGUAAUAAAUAUUGAGGGGCCACACUAUUUGGAGGAUAUAAACGGAAUUAUAAUAUAUCUCGUUACAUUUAUUAAAGAAGAUUUUAGUCAAAUUCGUUUUUUUCCUGUUGUUGAGAUAUGCGGAAUGUAUACAAAAGAAAGAGUACUUUUGUCUAAUCAAGAUGAAGCUUAUGAUGAUCGGUAUAGAAGAAAGAGUAUCAUAGACCAAUAUGAAGUAUGGAUGUGGUACUUUGAUUCAGAAUCAUUUGAGGUUAAGGUUUUGGACAAUUUGAGGGUUGAACUUCGAGCUCAUUUUUCUCCCGAUCCAUCUUGGGAGCAACUUUGGUAUAUAAGUUUCGGAGCCAAUGUUGUAUACAAGCAUGAAAGUAAAAGAGAAAGUAAAAGAAAAGAAAAAUGUAUACAGGCAUGAAAGAAGAGCACAUGACAAAAGAAAAAUGAAGUGAAUUAAAUGAUGGCCAAGUGGAAUUUCAGGUAACGAAUAAAUUUGGAUGCUAUUAUAAAGCAAGGUGUGGUACUCCCGGUGAUAGUGCUUUUUAGCGGAUGCCAUAUUAUAGGAGUUGGGGAGCCAAUAUUGUAUACAAGCACGAAAGCAAAGCACAGAAAAGAUGAAAAAUGGAUUGAAUUAAAUGAUAGGCCAAGUGGCCUGUUGCUACUAUUUCUUUGGAAUUUCAGCAUGAUUUUUCAGUCCAUCCAAAUCAAAGGACAGAGAAGAAACUGAAGAAAGUGAAAAUGGAGUGUUUGAUGAAAUGUCCCAGUUAACUUGAGAGCACCAAGAAUCUUCAUUUGCAUUGUACAAGAAUUUUGGACUAACAGUCGAGGUAAUGAGCAGCGGAUUACCCACCUUUGCAACAGAUUGGGGAGGCCCAGCAGAAAUUAUUGUUGAUGGAAUCUCAGCAUUUCACAUUGACCUCUAUAAUGGUGAUGAAUUGAGCCGUAAGAUUGUUGAUUUCUUUGAAAUGUGCAAGGCGGAUCCUGAAAAUUUGACCAAGAUCUCAAAAGCUAGUCUCUGGCCUAUAAAUAAAUCCUACACAUGGAAGAUUUAUGCAAACAAGCUGCUGAACAUGGAUGAACCAUAUUUGGAUAAUGAUGAUGUAACGAAUAAAGCCAGAGGCCAAUAUAAUAUUGGUGGGGCGCUCUGAUUUAGAAUCAUUUGAGCAGCUGAAGGUUUCGGAUAAUUUGAUGGUUCAACUUCAUAUUCUUCUCUAUAAUGGUGAUCAUUUGUGGGUACCAUUUUAUAUAAGAUGGGGAGCCAAGAUUCUAUACAAGCAUGGAAGCAGAGCAGAUAAAAGAAGAAAAAUGGAUUGAAUUAAAUGAUAGGCCAAGUGGCCUGUUGCUACUAUUUCUUUGAAAUUUCAGGGCCUUCCAUUCACUGCUAUUGGUGUUGGGCUCAGCACAUUUGACAAAGCAUCUGUAACGAAUAAAUGAUUUAGAAUCAUUUGAGCUAAAGGUAUCUGCAACUUCCCGGUGAUGGUGCUCUUUUGCGGAUGCCAUAUUGUAGGAGUUGGGGAGCCAAUAUUACGUACAAGCAUGAAAGCACAGCACAUAAAAGAAGAAAAUUGGAUUGAAUUAAAUGAUAGGCCAAGUGGCCUUUUGCUACUAUUUCUUUGGAAUUUCAGUUGGUUGUUCUUGCGCAUUGCAGCUACACAUGGAAGAGUUGUGCAAACAAAUUGCUGAACAUGGAAGCAGUGCCUGGAUUUUGGAGGCAGAUGAACAAGGAAAAAAAGUUAGCUAAACAAAAACAUAUCGACAUGUUCUACAAUCUCCAGUUUAGGAAUCUGGGGAGUUUUUACAACUAUUUUUAGAGAAAUUGAAAUCAUAAACAUUUUAUAUUGAGUUCUAUUCAUUGUAUCACAGGCAAGGAGUUUGCUCAUCCCAAGUGAAGAACCCCAACAACCAACACCAACUGCAAAGUCUAAAGCCUAAACAACCAGUGGCAACAUCGACAACUGUAUCCUAGUCCAGACCACGACAUAUAAGCUAACUCUUAAGAAAAUUUAAUCUUUUUUAGAAAAAGUUACUGAACAAAAGUUAUUUGACCUCCUUCCAUGGUUGUAAGUUAUGCGGAAGGGGGCAUAGAACCGGUUAGAAGAAAUUAGUUUUCAUGUUUUUUCUACUGCAAAUUUCACUUUUGGAAAUUAAAUUCAAAGGAUCUUUUAUGCAACAAAUGGUCCUUUUAAAUAGUAAGAGUGGAAAUGCAAUAAAUGGAUAAAUGAGUGGUCAUAAUAAAGUGAAAAGGUUGGAAUUGGUGGCGCUUGAUUCUUGGUUCUCUGUCUUUUAAUUUAUUACCUCCCAUAUGAAACUUUCUUUUGUUCAUAUAGCUAAAGUGAUAGUAAGAUGUAGUGAGGAAAUAUGUCACUAAAUAUUGAAAAUGUAUAUUGUCAGGGAAGCAAGUCAUUAGAAGGAUUUCGAGUAGUAUGAAGAAUAUUGGAAUUCAGUGAAAGCCAUAUCAGAUUGCUAAAUUGUAUUAUCUUGAGCGGCUGCAACAAAAUGCAUGAGAAGAUUUGGAGUUAUAAAGUGCCAAAUUCGUUACUGUGGAAGGGACACUAUGAUGCCACUGUUUUACUGGAAAUUCAGAUUCCAUAAUGGUUUUGGUAUGAGAAAGAAUUUUUAGAAAAUGAAAUGGUCAAGAGGGGAGAUGAAGAAGGGGUAAUAAAUAUUGAGAGGCCACACCAUCUGGAGGAUAUAAACGAAAUUAUAGUAUAUGCCCCUAUGUUUUUUAAAGCAGAUCGUGAACUUGGGUUUAUUUGUAUCAUGAUGCCAAGGUAACCAACCAUUGGCAGCUCAACUCGUGUAGGCCAUAUCGAUCAUAAUGAAGUGCUAUAUUUCGUAAAGGAUGAGCUAUAUUUGGAUAAUGAUGAUGUAACGAAUCAAAGUUAAAACCAGUGGUCACUAUAAUGUUUUUAACACUAAAGCUGAUGUAUGCCUGCAACAGAUGUGGCCAACGAAGUGCUCCUGAUCUUGUAGCUGCCACUUCUCCUGCUUCAAUGAACAAUUUUCAAUACAAGAAAAUCGACACGCUUCAGAACCAAGUCUCUUCAACCCAAUGGAACUUGGAGGUCUUGAGAAAGCAACAGAAUCAGUAGUGUGACAAUCUAGAAUAUGCGCUUUCUCUGUAAAAAGUUUUUAUUUUGGGGAGAUUGAGAUUGGAUCAUUGGCACAUAUUUAAUAUCUCAUUUUCUGUCAUUUUCAGUCGUGAUAGAUCAAAACACAGAAAACUUUAGCAUUUUAAAAUUAUAAGUGGGAUCCAUGAGGUCAGAUGCAGUUUGGGAAUUGGGAUGUAAUUUUCUUGGCUUAAUCUCAUCUGAAAUCAAACAUUAUUACACCACAUUGAGAUGCAUAACAUAUAGUAAUGUCUCUGUA
This is a messenger RNA of Carya illinoinensis, 6128 nucleotides long. RefSeq names its product disease resistance protein RPV1-like. Gene Ontology annotation, biological process: defense response; signal transduction. The transcript has 14 exons. The coding region runs from base 1 to 3177 and encodes 1058 amino acids. Gene Ontology annotation, molecular function: ADP binding. The record is from RefSeq and is a predicted model, not a curated record. NCBI's taxonomy places the organism in Eukaryota, Viridiplantae, Streptophyta, Magnoliopsida, Fagales, Juglandaceae.